UAGGCUCGGUGCCCCAAAUAAUACAAUUAGACUUAUUUUCUUGUUAAUUUUUUCUAUGUAAGGCUUUCAUGAUAUUUUAUCAUAAUUUAUGCAUCUUGUUGCUAACUGUAAGUACCUAGGUAGGCACUAGGAAAUAUUUUUUUUACGAUAAUUAUCAUUUAUUUUUCCUGUAUUCUCUUAAGCCUCGAUUAAUCAUAAAAUAAUAUCUUGACCCAGAGGAUUAUAUAAUGAUCAGUAACAAAAUUAAUCUCUAAACAAGUGCUAACAUAUUUCUGUGUUGAUAAGAUUCAAGUGUUUGUUGUCUUUUCAAGUACUACCAUCACGAAUAUAUAAAUAAAAACUUGUCGUUUUAAAUCUCCAGUUGCCUUCCAAAAGAAUGAUGGAGUUGCUAAGGUUGCUCGUGUUAGGAAUGGCCCUUUGGGCUACAACUGCUGUAGCAGACACAAAUCUCGAUAUUCCGUUUCCUUAUAAUUGCUCAACCAAGACUACUUGCUCGAGCCUUAGAUUAAAACUUCCCAACGAAAACGAAGAAUUCAACGCUCAACUAGUUAACUCUUCUGCAAACAACAAUUCUACAUUAUUGUUCGAUUUGACCAAUAAACGCGGAAACAAAUUGGCUCUGAGCAUCAGUGCAAUUGAAGGCAAAAGAUUCCGUGUCAUUGUCGAAGAACACGAUGAACAUAGAUAUAAAUUGGAACAUUCUUUGGAAAAGGAACCCAAUCUUGUAAAAUUGACCAUUGUGGAGACUUCAAACAUUUCUGUAACAGCUCAAACCGAAUCUGGAAGCAAAAUAAUCGUAAAAACCACCCCUUUGUCAAUCGAAUUUUACCAAGACAACGCUUUAACCAGCAUUUUCGAAGGAAACAGAAUUAUUUUCGAAGAUACUGAAGAAAGCGAAGCCUUCACUUUUUCGGUACAAUUCCCCAAUGCCAAUCGUUUGAUGGGCCUCCACGAGCAUGCUGACAAUUUAAAGCUCAGACAUACGGCUGAUUUCAGCAUCGAUCCUUACAGGCUCAGAAAUACCGAUUACGGUACCACCGAGUACUCUCUCAACACUACCAAAUCGAUGUACGGUUCGAUUCCUGUUAUUUAUGGAUUUGGCAAUAAAACCUCUUCCGGUAUUUUCCAUCACAACGCAGCAGAACAGUGGAUUGACAUCAACAAUAAUAGACAUUCUGCUUAUUUUAUGGUUGAUGGUGGCAGACUUGAUCUUUUUGUUUUGCUAGGACCUUCACUUCCUGAAACUGUAAGGCAAUACGUUGACCUUACUGGAAAACCUCAUUUGCCUCAACUUUGGGCAUUAGGAUACCAUCAAUGCAGAUGGGCCUACAACACAACAGGAGACGUAAUGGACACAAUUGGUAAUUUUGACACUUACGAUUUCCCUUUGGAUGUUUUAUGGUUGGACAUUGAAUACACCUCAGAGCGUAAAUGGUUUACCUGGAACGCAAGCUCUUUCCCAGAUCCUGUAAAACUAUUAAACUGGGUGGACGCCCAAGGGCAUCGUAAAUUAGUACCAAUUUCCGACCCUCAUAUCAAAAUCGAUCCCGCCUACAAAGUCUACAAUGAUCUUUUGAAUGGUGGUUGGUUUGUAAAUAACUCAGACGGUUUAUCUCCGUUUGUUGGAGAAUGUUGGCCUGGCAAUUCGAGUUGGGUUGAUUACCUGAACCCAGAAGCUAGAGACUACUAUGCACAAUUGCACUUGUACGAAAACUUCCCUUCAACUUCAGCUCUAGGUGGUUACUGGAACGAUAUGAACGAACCUACUUUAUUCGAUAAUUUGUACGAAAGAACUUUCCCAUUCGAUCUUGUCCACCAUGGCGGAGUCAAACAUAGAGACGUGCAUAAUAUUUACGGAAUGCUUCAAACCAUGUCCACCCACAAAGGAUUAAUGACCCGUGAUAAUGGUACUUUGAGACCAUUUAUAUUGUCUCGUGCCUAUUUUGCUGGAUCUCAAAGGUACGCCAACAAAUGGAGCGGCGAUAACUGGGGCGAUUUCGAAGACUUACGCUACAGCGUUCCGAUGGCUUUGACUUCGAAUUUAGUCGGUUUGCCUUUUUAUGGUGCCGAUAUUCCUGGUUUCUUUGGUACCGCCACCGAAGAACUUCUUGUUAGAUGGUACCAGAUUGGUAUUUGGUUGCCAUUCUUUAGAGCUCACGCUGCUCAAGGUUCGCCACGUCGUGAACCAUUCAGAUUUGGUAACAAAACUCAAGCCAUUUUAAGAAAAAACAUGCAACUCCGUUACAAGCAUCUUCCUUAUUGGUACACUUUGUUCUACGAAAAUACUGUUACUGGUGAUCCGAUUUUGCGCCCGCUUUUGUACCAGUAUCCCGAAGAUCCUGUUGGUUACGAUUUAGAUGAUGAAUUUUUGAUUGGUACUGAUAUUUUGACUACAUCAGUAUAUGAAUCCAAUGCCACGUCUGUUCGAAUUUAUUUCCCUGGACAAUCCGACAAGUGGGUUUUGAUUAAUGGAAAUUCUACGCACCUCUACAAUGGAGGCACUUGGGCUAAUAUUCCCAUUGAUAUCACUUUUACUCCAGCAUUUUACAGGGCAGGUAGCAUCAUUCCUAGAAAACCAAGGGUACUAAGAUCCACCGCCGAUAUUAAAAAUGAUCCUUUGGAACUUCACAUUGUAUUGGAUGACCACCAAAAAGCAAAAGGCAGAUUGUAUUCGGACGAUUUUGAAAGUUUUAAAUAUCAAAAUGAAAAGGAAUAUUUGUACUAUUCUCUUGCUUAUGAUGAUGCUACUUCGACUUUGACCAGCUCCCCUAUUGAUACUGACAACAGUCCGGGAAAUCUUACAGUACAAAUCGAUAGGGUUGUAAUCUACACUUCGGAUAAUGCCGAUCAAAUGACCGUAAGGAAAGUAGAAAUAGACAACACUGGGAAGAAGCUGAACACCAUCAAUUUUAUAAAUAGUUCAAUUAAAUUGUAGAUAUAAAUAAAUGUAUUAUUAAGUGUGAUUUGAA
Messenger RNA from Ceutorhynchus assimilis (cabbage seed weevil), 2969 nucleotides. Lineage: Eukaryota; Metazoa; Arthropoda; Insecta; Coleoptera; Curculionidae. The record is from the annotation of a GenBank genome assembly.